AUGGAUGAUGAGUUUAAUGGAAAAAUGAUUGCAUCGCUGAUGCAGACUGACCCUGCUGCAGCAGCUGCAAAGAUCUUAGAACAUGUAGAAAUGCAAACCAAUAUGCCACUAAACAUCGCCAUCACCGGAAAAUCUGGCUCUGGUAAAUCCACUUUUAUUAAUUACUUUAGAGGAACGACCAACAACGAUGAAGGAGCAGCUCCUGCUGGUUGUACUGAAACCACCUCAGUUGUCAGCUCAUACCUCCAUCCAAAGUAUGCCAACGUUAUCUUAUGGGAUCUUCCUGGGAUUGGAACCACAAAUAUUUCAGCUGACGAAUACAUGAAGCAUGUAGAAUUUGAAAGUUUUGACUUCUUCAUCAUCAUCUCAGACACUCGCUUCAGAGAAAAUGAUGUGAAACUUGCUAAGGCGAUUCAGAAGAUGGAGAAGAAGUUCUACUUCGUUCGCUCAAAGAUCGACAGUGAUUUACAAGCUCAAGAGAGAAGUAAACAGAACUUUAAUGCCGAGGAGACUCUGAAACAAAUCAGAGAAAACUACAUCAGAGAUCUUCAGAUAGAAGGAUUUGAGUCUCCACAGGUCUUCCUGCUGUCCAAUUAUGAUCUCCACCUCUUUGAUUUCCCUCUGUUACAUGAGACCUUAGAGAGAGAACUUCCUGAACACAAGAGACGUGCUUUUCUGAUGGCCAUGCUAAACAUCAACCUGCAAGUUAUAAACAAGAAGAAAGAAGCUCUUCAUUCCCAAAUAAAGUAUAUUGCUGCUGCAUCUGCAGCUGGAGCAGCUGUACCUGUUCCAGGGCUUUCCAUUGCUGUUAAAUUUACUCUAAUUUUUACAGCUUUCAAACAAUACAUUGUUAGCUUUGGGCUUGACAUCAGAUCACUUGAUAAACUAGCUGACAGCACAGGCGUGCCAGUUACUGAUCUGACAGGAGUCAUCCACUCACCACCAGCUACAGUAAAAAUAACCCCAGCUCUCAUUCUAAAGUUUUUUGCGCAGUUGAGAAUUGCCAUUGCAUUAAUGGCAGCAGAGGAAGUGGUCAGAUUCAUCCCAAUGAUUAGAAUCCCAGCAGCAAUGGGGCUUUCUUUUGCAGCAACCUCCAAAGCAUUGAGUCAUAUUCAUAACAUACUUGCUGAAGAUGGACAGAGGGUUUUUAAAAGAGCUCUGGGUUUAAACAGCUCAGUGUGA
Messenger RNA from Nematolebias whitei (Rio pearlfish), 1182 nucleotides. RefSeq names its product interferon-inducible GTPase 5-like. The transcript has 2 exons. NCBI's taxonomy places the organism in Eukaryota, Metazoa, Chordata, Actinopteri, Cyprinodontiformes, Rivulidae. The record is from RefSeq and is a predicted model, not a curated record. Gene Ontology annotation, molecular function: GTP binding. The coding region runs from base 1 to 1182 and encodes 393 amino acids. Gene Ontology annotation, cellular component: membrane.